This is a messenger RNA of Eublepharis macularius, 2959 nucleotides long. It is a transcript of the gene PIM3, whose product is annotated as Pim-3 proto-oncogene, serine/threonine kinase. The record is from RefSeq and is a predicted model, not a curated record. The transcript has 6 exons. Gene Ontology annotation, molecular function: protein serine/threonine kinase activity; ATP binding. Bases 497 to 1468 code for a protein of 323 amino acids. Gene Ontology annotation, cellular component: cytoplasm. Gene Ontology annotation, biological process: negative regulation of apoptotic process; regulation of mitotic cell cycle; protein autophosphorylation. NCBI's taxonomy places the organism in Eukaryota, Metazoa, Chordata, Lepidosauria, Squamata, Eublepharidae.
UCCGCCGCGUAAUUGAGCUCAGAAGAGAGCAGCGCUGCUCGGAGGCUGUGCUGCGACUGCGGCGCUCCCGCCUCACUGCGGCGCCGGAUUGCGUUCACACGGAUCCCCCGGCAGCUUCUGAGAGGAGUGGAUUGUGCCCGGCUCGGGGAAGACGGGACUGCAGGCGCCGCCUAGACGGAGCCGAGAUCGCCGCCCUUGCAGAAAGCUUUUUGAUUCGCGAUCUGGGAUUUUUUUUGUUGCCUGCUGGAUUUCUGGGAGUCCGUUUCGACUUCGGGAGGAAAUUGCUACGUCUCCAACCCCUGCUGGGAAGGCAGAUCGGAGGAGAGCUUGGCGGGCUGGAUCCUGCGCUUGGGCUUGGCUGCUGCUCGCCUGGAGGCCAUCGUUAUUGUUAUUGCUGUUGUUUUUUGAACCCGUCUCUGUGAAUUGACUGAACUCAGCCGGAGGAUUCGGAGCCAGAUCGCCGGGCUUUUGGGGUCGCGCGCCCGCGCCUUAGAAGAUGUUACUCUCCAAGUUCGGCUCCCUGGCUCACCUUUGCAACCCGACCAGCAUGGAUCACCUGCCGGUGAAGAUCCUCCAGCCAGUGAAAGCGGAGAAGGAACCGUUCGAUAAGAUCUAUCAAGUGGGCUCCGUGCUCGGCAGCGGCGGCUUCGGCACGGUCUAUGCCGGGAACAGGAUCGCGGACGGCUUGCCGGUUGCUGUAAAGCAUGUGGUCAAGGAAAGAGUCACGGAAUGGGGCUCGAUUGGUGGAGUAAUGGUGCCCUUGGAGAUAGUCCUGUUGAAGAAAGUGGGCUCUGGCUUCCGAGGGGUCAUCAAGCUGUUGGAUUGGUACGAGAGACCCGAUGGCUACCUGAUCAUCAUGGAGCGGCCAGACCUGGUGAAAGAUCUCUUUGACUUCAUCACCGAGAAGGGGGCCCUGGACGAGGAGACGGCGCGGGGCUUUUUCCGCCAAGUCUUAGAGGCGGUGCGCCAUUGCUACAGCUGCGGAGUGGUGCACAGGGACAUCAAAGAUGAGAACCUCCUGGUAGAUCUUCGGACAGGAGAGCUGAAGCUGAUCGAUUUUGGCUCCGGAGCCAUCCUCAAGGACACCGUCUACACCGAUUUUGAUGGAACACGCGUGUACAGCCCUCCCGAAUGGAUCCGCUACCACAGAUACCACGGAAGGUCAGCGACCGUGUGGUCCUUGGGUGUGCUCUUGUAUGACAUGGUCUGUGGGGACAUCCCUUUUGAACAAGAUGAGGAGAUCUUGAGGGGACGGUUAUACUUCCGAAGAAGAAUUUCACCCGAAUGCCAACAACUGAUCAAAUGGUGCCUUUCCCUGAGGCCUUCGGACCGACCGACACUGGAGCAGAUUUUCGACCACCCGUGGAUGCACAAAUCAGAAAUUGUGAAGUCAGAAGACUGUGACAUAAGGCUACGGACCAUUGACACUGACGUGUCUAGCACAAGUUCGAGUAAUGAGAGCCUGUGAAAUAUUAAGGACCGUUCAACAGGAGGGGAGCUACGAGCAGGAAAAAAAAAAUUACAAGACCACAGUGCUGCUGCUGCCAAUAUGUAGGAGGGGCUAGGAAAAGAAAUGCAUUAAUUAUUCUGUAAUUUGCAUCUUUGUCUGAGGGACUUGAUUUAUUUCUUAUUUCCCCCUUUUUCGCUGGUUUCUGCUUUGGAAUGAGAGAUUUCCUUUGGAAACGCUGAUGUUUGGGAGCUUGCAGGCCAGUACUUAGUCAAAGACUGACCUCUUCUUCUUCUUCUUUUUUUUUAGAUUUAGACAGAGCAAUGAUCUCUUUAACACGGUUUGCUCUCAUAGAGCCUGGACUACAUUUUUAUUUGCUUUUUUGAGUGCCUUUUUGAAAGCUGCUUCAGUGGGACUUUCUUUUUUUGAGCUGUGUAUGUCCAAAGAAGAUCCAGGGCAUGAUAGGAUGGUGUGCGUGUGGUUGUGCUCCCUUUCCACACGAAAGGUGCCAGGGUGAGGGGGCGCUUCCUAUGAUGUCCUGGAGAACGUGUCAGUGAUUGAAUGAAGUAGUCCCAUCCACUGGUGAUGGAAUACUUGAACAUAGACAUUUCAGCCCUUCCUGGUUCCUCCCCAGCCCUCCCCCCCCCCAACCACCUCUGCUGCUCCACACGUAUUUCCAAUAGGCUGCACAGGUUUUAUCAGGAACACAACUCAUAUUUCCUUUCAUCAUCUCUGCCACUGGGCUCAGACAGCCCAUUUCUCAACUCCCUCCCAACCUGUAAGUCUUAAAAGUAUGUAUGGGCACAAUCAAUGCAAUAUCCAAGGACUUCGUGUGUGUGUGUUUUCCAUACCUGUAUAAUGUGUUUAUGUAAAUUCUGUUUUUUCCCUCCCCUCACCCAGGUAUUAUAUGGUUUUAUUUAUUGCCUGAAGUUUAGAAGAUCUCUCACAGUCCAUCUGUGGCUAUUUAUUUUGGCUAAUUUAUUUGGUUAGAAUUAUUCAAACACUGCUUUUUUUCUCUCUUGUCUCUUAAGCCUGUCAAUGGGAAUUGUGAUGGUUGGUCCACAUUUUUUGUUUGUAUUCCUAUCUGUUUCUUUAUUUUUGUUGGGUUAAAAAGAAAAAAAAAGUCUGACCAUACCUGUUUUUUUUAUUGCAUUUUUGGUUGGAAGAUGGAAAAUUGUUGUACAAAGUCUAAUUUAAGGGAACUAGAAUGACUUUAAAAGUUAGUUCAGUAUGCCUUUUUUGUCUGGUAUUAUUUACAUACCAGAACUGUAAAGUAAUGCUAUUUGGAAGGGUUUUAAAUUAUUGACACUGUACAGUCUGUGCAUUGGCUCUGGAAGGAAGAGGGGACAGAGUCAUAAACCUUAAUUUAUUUUAAUAGCUGUGUGUUAUGUGAUCUGGUUGCAUUUAUGCAGCUUGGAUUUUGGAAUUUUUUUUCCUUCUGUUUAACAGUGUGAAAUGUAUGGAGAUCAUAUUUUUUAUACAGGUAUUUCAAUUAAACUUUUUUGUAGUUAA